This is a messenger RNA of Pelmatolapia mariae (spotted tilapia), 2624 nucleotides long. Its product is annotated as palmitoyltransferase ZDHHC14-like. The record is from RefSeq and is a predicted model, not a curated record. Lineage: Eukaryota; Metazoa; Chordata; Actinopteri; Cichliformes; Cichlidae. The coding region runs from base 568 to 2100 and encodes 510 amino acids. Gene Ontology annotation, cellular component: endoplasmic reticulum; Golgi apparatus. Gene Ontology annotation, biological process: peptidyl-L-cysteine S-palmitoylation; protein targeting to membrane. The transcript has 10 exons. Gene Ontology annotation, molecular function: protein-cysteine S-palmitoyltransferase activity.
CCAGCCUGGGUGGAAGGGGAGGAGCAGGCUGAGGCUGUGUGCUCUGCUCCCAUGUUGAUAUUUGUUGUUUGCGAGGGUGGCAGCGACGUGCGUGGACAGGAACACGAUGUGAGCGGAGGGCUGUCGACUGGCCUGGCAGCGCGUUUACCGGGAAAAGCUGUAACUUUUCUUCCAAAUCCCUGGCUGGAUGUUGACGGUAUCCGCGGAUGGUUGCUGUAGAAACAGUUGGCCAUAUGGCUGCUCGGUCGGUGUUGAGCGCAGGGACUCGUUGAGGAUGCUGGAGCUCGUCUGAGAGCACCCCGCCGUGUGUGGAGCCGUGUCUGGAUUUCCCUUCGCUUCCACAACCAACUUAUUUUUUUCUUUUCUUAAACCGACGAGUCAAAUUAAAAACUCAUUUGUUUAAACUUAUUUUUUAAAAAGAUGGUGUCAUUCGCUUUGUCCUCGGCUCGUAACAAACCCGGGUAACGAGAGGAGAAGCUACGCGACAACACACCGACACGACGACUUUCCCUCGAGGCUCCUCUGCCCCGGGAUUUGUUCAGCUCUGGGGAUUUUAAUCAGCCGUUGAUGCAUCUCGGGGUGUCAGAGUCCAUGAGAGAGUGCGAGUACAGCCAGAUCAGUACUCGCAGCUCGACACCGAUGGAGACCCCGUACAAGAAAAGGACCCCAAAGAAGAGGAAGUGGGAGAUCUUCCCGGGGCGGAAUAAGUUUUACUGCGAUGGCAGGAUUAUGAUGGCCAAGCAGACGGGGGUUUUCUACCUCACCCUUAUCCUCAUUCUAGUCACUUGUGGACUUUUCUUCACCUUUGAUUGUCCGUUCCUGGCGCAGCAGUUGACUCCAGUCAUCCCGGUCAUAGGAGGUGUGCUGUUUCUGUUUGUGCUGGGGACGCUCCUGAGAACGAGCUUCAGUGACCCCGGAGUGCUGCCCAGGGCCACCCCAGACGAGGCCACUGACCUGGAGAGGCAGAUAGAUGUGGCUAAUGGCGGUACCGGCUACAGGCCCCCUCCCAGGACUAAGGAGGUGGUCAUCAACGGCCAGACAGUCAAGCUGAAGUAUUGCUUCACCUGCAAAAUCUUCAGACCACCGCGUGCCUCCCAUUGCAGCCUCUGUGACAACUGUGUGGAGCGCUUCGACCACCACUGUCCCUGGGUGGGGAACUGCGUGGGGAGGAGGAACUACCGCUUCUUCUACAUGUUCAUCCUCUCGCUCUCCUUCCUCACCAUCUUCAUCUUCGCCUUUGUCAUCACGCACAUCAUUUUAAGCUCUCAUCAAAACGGCUUCCUCAGCGCGCUUAAAGACAGUCCUGCCAGUGUGCUGGAAGUGGUGGUGUGUUUCUUCUCUGUGUGGUCCAUCGUGGGCCUCUCAGGCUUCCAUACCUACCUGAUCAGCUCCAACCAGACCACCAAUGAAGACAUAAAAGGUUCAUGGUCAUCUAAAAGAGGGAAGGACAACUAUAACCCCUACAGCUAUGGAAACAUAUUCACCAACUGCUGCGCAGCGCUGUGUGGACCCCUGCCACCGAGUCUCAUCGACAGACGCGGCUUCGUCGAGGCAGACGUGCCACAGUUGGCACCACCAACCAAUGGUAUCACUAUGUACGGCUCCACCCAGUCUCAGCAGAGCCACACGUGUGACCAAGACCAGUGCAUUCAGAGCACCAAAUUCGUUUUGCAGGCCGCCGCCACCCCGCUACUCCAGCACCAGAGCAGCGAGCCCGUCAUCCUAACCACAUCCCCUGAAAACGGAGGGACGCUACCUGGCCGUGCCUCCCUCGCCCUGACGGGGCCCUGCACCUCGCUGCCCCUUGGCCAGCCCACCCCUCCGACCUCCACCUCCAGCUUAAGCUGCCACGAGGCCGCCGACAAGCUGCCGGUCCAUGGACACACCCUCACACACAACCACAGCAACCCCCUGCAGGAGUCGGUGUUCCAGCACCACUUCCUUACGCCAGAGGAAGUGCCGUCGCCGCCCGGCAUGCUUCACUGCGGCAGCCCCAUGGGCCACAGCCACACCACGCAGGCCGGCUUCUACGACCCGGCCAGCCAGGACUCGCUGCACGAGGACUCUGUCAGAGGGCUGGUGAAGCUCAGCUCCGUCUGACGCCCCUCAUGAAAACACUGAGAUCGCUGAAGUCAGCUGACCCCCACCCACGCUCACAGGUGGUGGUUUAAACUCAGCUGCUGGAACCUGUAGACCUAAAUCAGAUUUGUCUUCAGAGGUUUUUCUUCCCAAACGUCUCAGCUGGAACUGGAAGAUCAUUCCUGUUAUUUUUGUUUGAAACUCCAGGGAAGUUUAAUCCGUUAACUCUUUGGAAACUUCACAGGAGACGUUUCAGGUUUUUGUUCCACUUCAAGCAAAAAAUAUCCAAAAUAAAAGUUUGGGUGAGAAGUGUCGCAGCUCUGACUCACUUCUUUUCUAAAACUUUCUCCUGUGUGCCCGUUGCUGAUUGGACGGUGUCUUCUUGCCUUUUUUUCUUGGACAUGGUCAGCAGUGCGAUGGUUGAUGUCUUCAUGUUGCAUAUCAUCAAGCUUUUCUAUGUAAAAGAGACUGUUGUAUUGUACUAUGGUUAUUACAACUUACAGAUUAUAUUUCCUGUGGAUAUUAAUAAAACCAUCUUUUUAUCA